GUGAUAAUGGCUGCAGACACCAAGAGACACAACUGCCCAACAACACGGCGGGCAUCCGUUGGGAAGUGACUGAGUGAGCGUGUGUGUGUGUGGGAGAGUAUGGAACGCCUCUCCCCAGCAAGUCGAUCCAGAUGCCACGUUCUGGGCCGGAAACUUGCAGCGUUGCCAACACCUCUUGGAGCGUUAUAGUCAGCGGCACUGACCACAAAGCUGGCGAGGAGGUGGCCCGCUCCAUCACUGGGGCGCCGCGCGGCUCGCGCGCUAGCAUCUUCAUCAGGGGCUCGCUGGCCGACGAGGGGUCGGUCCGGGCGCUUCACGAGGCUGCCGCGGCGGCGUGGGGCGGCCGCAUCGACGCGGCCGUCAACGUGCCGGUGGACCUGAGCGACGAGGACCAGGACGUGCGGCUGGCCGACUUGGACCCGGCCGUCUUUGGCCGGGCCAUGUCGGGCUGCGCCUUGCCGACCUUUAUCAGCAUGCAGGCCCAGAUCCGGCACAUGCUCCCUCUGAGCGAGGGCCGCAUCGUCAACAUCGCCUCGGCCAGCCCGCCCAACAUCCUCGACGAGGGCGGCGCCGACGCGUCGGCCAGAUAUGCGGUAAGCAACCCGGAGCUUCUUUUUAUUCUAUCCUAUAGCCCAUCCCGUUGGUUCCAAGCAGCUGACGUCUCUGAUGGUAUCCUCAUCAACGCCGUCGUGCCGGCCUGCCUGAGCCAGCGCUUCAUGCAGGAGGCCCUGUCUCCUGGCUGGCUCGGGACGGGGACGGCCUUUGCGGGCGGCAAGCCCCCUUCGACGAGGCAGGCCGGGGACCUGGACUUUGCCCGGUCUGUCGCGUAUCUGCUCGGAUGCCAGAAUGCGUUUGGGCAGAUUGUUACAGUGGACGGGGGUCAAUAGCUGGGUUCUGGCUCUGGUGUUUUUUUGUUUUUUUUUUGCUUUGGUUGGGAGUAGACAAGCGUGCUGG
This is a messenger RNA of Gaeumannomyces tritici R3-111a-1, 954 nucleotides long. RefSeq lists its product as hypothetical. The transcript has 3 exons. The record is from RefSeq and is a predicted model, not a curated record. The coding region runs from base 132 to 887 and encodes 251 amino acids. NCBI's taxonomy places the organism in Eukaryota, Fungi, Ascomycota, Sordariomycetes, Magnaporthales, Magnaporthaceae.